Messenger RNA from Eutrema salsugineum, 1639 nucleotides. RefSeq names its product disease resistance protein TAO1. The transcript has 5 exons. NCBI's taxonomy places the organism in Eukaryota, Viridiplantae, Streptophyta, Magnoliopsida, Brassicales, Brassicaceae. Gene Ontology annotation, molecular function: enzyme regulator activity; calcium ion binding. Bases 56 to 1438 code for a protein of 460 amino acids. Gene Ontology annotation, biological process: signal transduction. The record is from RefSeq and is a predicted model, not a curated record.
UUCCUCAACCACUGCUAUACUUUCUUUAAACGCUCUCUUUUGCUGGAUUUCUCUCAUGGCUUCUUCUUCUUCUUCUUCUUCUUCUUCUCAUUUUUCGUCUGAGGUUAAGAGUCUCCAUGUAUUUCCGAGCUUCCACGGCCCAGAUGUUCGUAGAGGAUUCCUCAGUCAUUUACACGAUCUCUUUGCAAGGAAAGAGAUCACGAUUUUCAAGGAUCAGGAGAUCGAGAGAGGCCAUACGAUCGGAUCUGAACUCGUGAAAGCCAUUAGAGAAGCGAGACUGUCCAUCGUUUUGCUCUCCAAGAACUACGCUUCUUCGAGCUGGUGUUUGGACGAACUGGUGGAAAUCUUGAAGUGCAGAGAAGCUCAGGGGCAGAUUGUGAUGCCCAUUUUCUACGAUGUUGAUCCGUCCAGUGUACGCAAACAGAGCGGAGACUUCGGGAUCGCUUUUGAGAAAACCUGUGAAGGUGAAACAGAGGAAGUGAAACAGAGAUGGGUCGAAGCUUUGACAUGUGUAGCAACCAUAGCUGGAGAACACUCUCGUAACUGGACUGAUGAAGCUGCUAUGGUGGAAAAGCUUUCCACAGACGUCUCGAACAAACUGAGAUUGGAAGAGAUUAAGAAAGAGUUUAGGGAAUGCGAUGUGGACCAGAAUGGUUUCAUAACUGCAGCAGAGCUUCGAUAUGUGUUGACAAAAGAUGGGGGUGAAUUUACUGAUGAGCAAGUUCGUGAUAUCAUUCGAGUAGCUGAUGUUGAUGGCGAUGGUCAGAUCAACUAUGAUGAAUUUGCCAAAUUCAGGACUCUUGUGAUGGCUGAUGAAGAUGCUGCGAGCGAAAAGCUUUCUACAGAUAUCUUGAACAAACUGAGAGUGGAAGAUAUGAAGGAAGAAUUUAGGAAAUACGAUGUAGACAAGAAUGGUUUCAUAACUGAAGCAGAGCUUCGAUAUGUGAUGACAAAAGAUGGGGGGAAAGUAACCGAUGAAGAAGUUGAUGAGAUAAUCCGAAAAGCUGACGUUGAUGGCGAUGGUCAGAUCAACUAUGAUGAAUUUGCCAAAUUUACCAUAGCUAAGGAGGCUGAUGAAGAAGCUGCGAUGGUUCGAAAGUUUGCCACAGAUGUUACACUGUCGAGGGAGGAAGAGAAAGAAAUUAAGGAAUUAUUUACGGGUUUAGAUGUAGACCAGAAUGGUUUCAUAACUGCAGCAGAGUUUCAAUAUGUGAUGAAAAAUAGUGGGAGCAAACUAACCGAUAAGGAAAUUCGUAAUUUCUUCCGAAGAGCUGAUGUUGAUGGCGAUGGUCAUCUCAACUACGAUGAAUUCGUCAAAGUCAUGACGGCUGAAAGGAGGAGGGCUGAUGAGGAAGCUGCGAGGGUCGAAAAGACUGCAACAGAUGUCUUGAACAAAGUGAAUAAAUUCGUCAAAUUCAUGGUGAAAGCUUUAUCUUGAAGAAAAAAGAAUAACGAUUUACGAAUGUCUAAGUAAAUUUUCAUCAUGACUUGAACCUGGCUGUCUUCUUUAGGACAUGUUUUUACUUCUUUAAUUUCCACCUUCUAUUUGGUUGCUUUGUUAAGCUCUUCAAUUAAUGUUAUGUCAAGUAUGAACUCAUGUUUUGCCCAUCUUGUGACACUUGAUUUUCUCUCUUUGUUU